AGUUAGACUCUAUAUAUCUCAACAUCCUCGUCAUUUUUGGAGCCCUACACUCGUUGCUGUCGUGCAUAACACAACGUACCUCGUCGUCUCUCUCGUUCAUUUCCUUUAUCAACAUCAAAAUUUACGUGCCCCCAGAUUCGUCAUGCUUAAAUCAACCUUCACUCCCAUUUUCUGGGUACUUACCCCCAAACCCAAACCUCCAAAACUUCCCCCCCAGGCAAUCACCAACACCUUCUUCACAAGCAGCACGACACAUGUUCGACACAAUGCCCCUCUCAACCCCACCACCCCACCACCCCCUUCUUCAGCCUACAUUCACCUCCCUUUCUGCCGCAAACGCUGCCACUACUGCGACUUCCCCAUCGUCGCCCUUGGCUCCGCCUCGACCCAAACCAACGACGACCCUCGUGUCUCCAACUACAUCCACUGGCUCUGCCGGGAAAUCAGUGCCACCAAUGUGGACCAACCUGCUGAUGCCAGCACCAUCACACCCCUUAAAACGGUCUACUUUGGAGGCGGGACACCCUCGCUGGUGCCUCCUAGGAUGGUUGCCUCGGUUUUGGACACUCUGAGGUUGAAGUUUGGGCUUCGUGAGGACGCCGAAAUAUCGAUGGAAAUGGACCCGGGCACGUUUGAUGCUGAGAAGAUGCGAGAGAUGGUGGUGCUGGGAGUGAAUAGAGUGUCCUUGGGAGUUCAGGCGUUUCAGGAGGAGCUGUUGAGAGCUUGUGGGAGGGCACAUGGGCUGAAAGAGGUUCAUGAGGCUAUUGAUGUUGUCAAGUUGUGUGGAGUUGAGAAUUGGAGUAUUGAUCUUAUAUCUUCAUUGCCUCAUCAGACGAGUGAGAUGUGGGAGGAAAGUCUAAGGCUCGCCAUCGAGUCACAACCAACUCAUGUCUCGGUUUAUGACUUGCAAAUUGAGCAAGGCACGAAAUUUGGACGAUUGUACUCCCCAGGGGAAUUCCCAAUGCCUUCUGAAACACAAUCAGCUGAGUUCUAUAAGAUGGCUUCAAGAAUGCUUUCUGAUGCAAAUUACAACCAUUAUGAAAUCAGCAGCUACUGCAAGAGUGGAUAUGAGUGCAAACACAACUUUAUCUAUUGGAAGAACAAGCCUUUCUAUGGCUUUGGCCUUGGCUCUACUAGCUUUGUUGGUGGGUUGAGGUUUUCAAGACCAAGAAAGGUGAACGAUUACAUUAAUUUUGUGCAGAAUCUAGAAAAUGGAUUAGUAAAUAGCUCUGUUAAAGGCCACAUUAGUGGCAAGGACACAAUCAUGGAUGUGGUGAUGCUGUCCCUAAGAACUGCACAAGGCAUAGACUUAAAGAGUUUCCAAGAAUCGUUUGGCAGCUCUGUUGUUUUGUCUUUGCUUGAGGCUUAUAAACCUUAUGUUGAGAGUGGACUUGUGGUUUGCUUGGACGAGCAUAGGAGAACCAUUAGAAUAGAUGACCUUAAUUCUUCUUUGAGCAAAACUAAUGCAGAGGGAAGGGUGGCUUAUAUAAGGCUAAGUGAUCCAGAAGGUUUCCUUUUAUCAAAUGAGUUGAUAGCCCUUGCUUUUGGGGUUAUUGACUCUUGGAAGGAUAUGCCUCCGUACAAGGAAGCAGAAGCUACUUGAAAGCAUGAAUGAAUCUGUUAAAGCAACACACAAGUUAUAGAUGAUAUUAUCUAACAAUUAUUUUGUGUCUAUUUAUACAGAGCAAAUAUUUGUUGUAAUUCGGGGAUGGAAAUUCAAACACUAAUGAUGGGCAUCCUUACAUUCUAUUGACAUAGGUCACAUGAUGUUCAUAACAAAAUAAUAGUUCAUGAAAUGGGAUCAAUUAAGAUUAUACUUAA
Molecule: messenger RNA, 1821 nt
Organism: Glycine soja
Lineage: Eukaryota; Viridiplantae; Streptophyta; Magnoliopsida; Fabales; Fabaceae
Product: oxygen-independent coproporphyrinogen-III oxidase-like protein sll1917
Exons: 2
Coding region: 143-1603 (486 amino acids)
Biological process (GO): porphyrin-containing compound biosynthetic process
Cellular component (GO): cytoplasm
Molecular function (GO): 4 iron, 4 sulfur cluster binding; coproporphyrinogen oxidase activity
Source: RefSeq, a predicted model, not a curated record